AUGGCGGAGGCCGGUGUGGGCGGCCAUGGCGGCGGCGCCGCGGGCCUCGCGCUCGUGGAGGGCGGCGCCGGGCGGGCCGCGCGCCUCGGCGACCCGGGCGACCUGGUGGCCCUGGCCCGGCAGGUGCAGCAGGCGGAUGACUUUAUCCGAGCGAGCGCCUGUGGAAAACUGACUGUCAUCGCCGAGCAGAUCCGGCACCUGCAGGAGCAAGCUCGCAAGGUCUUGGACGAAGCUAACAGAGAUGCUGAUCUGCACCAUGUGGCCUGCAACCUCGUGAAGAAGCCAGGAAACAUCUACUACAUGUACAGGCGGGAGAGUGGCCAACGAUACUUCUCCAUCCUGUCCCCUAAGGAAUGGGGGACCAGCCCCCACGAGUUCCUCGGCGCCUAUAAGCUCCAGCAUGACAUGUCUUGGACUCCCUUUGAGGAUGUUGAGAGACGAGAUGCUGAAAUAAAGGCCCUGGACAAGCUGCUGAGCCGGCAGGCAGCGCUGCCCUCGUCUACAGAGCCCAACUUCCACGGUCUCACCAAGUGACACGAGCCACUGCUGCGACCGCAGAGCAGACGGGACCUCUGAGCAGAGCCUUGUGAGGGGACAGACUGGCAGGGGCCAAACCCUGCCCAAGACAGGGGCAGGAGAGAGCUCCAGAAAUGAAAAUGCUGCUACUACCAUUACAUGCUCUGUACUUUAACGAGACUAAUUCCAAAUUCAGUCUUAACUGGAUUUUCUAGUAACAGAGUAAUUUAUUUUUUUGACUCAUGCCAAGCGCUAGCAAGAGGCAGAUAUUAGAUGGAGUCAGUCCAAGAGGGUGGGGGACAGAAAGCAAAAUCCCUUGGUGCAGAUGUGCUGAUACCAUGAAUUAAUGUCCCACCUGGCCAUCUGUGGCAUGUGACCUACCACAUGUGUGGUAGGUAAUUGUUUCAGGGCUGUUUUUUGGCCUUUAUGAAGAAACACACAGUGAGGAAACCCUAUGGCCAGGGAAAAGC
Messenger RNA from Nothoprocta perdicaria, 986 nucleotides. It is a transcript of the gene CUNH1orf50, whose product is annotated as chromosome unknown C1orf50 homolog. The record is from RefSeq and is a predicted model, not a curated record. The coding region runs from base 1 to 534 and encodes 177 amino acids. Lineage: Eukaryota; Metazoa; Chordata; Aves; Tinamiformes; Tinamidae. The transcript is spliced from 4 exons.